AUGGAAGUUUACAUUGGAAGGCAACCAAACGGUCCGUAUCAAUUUGACAACUCCGCUAUGGCUUGGGUUUUGCGAUUGAGUAAAAGUAUUUACAAUUCUGGGCGUAAUAUCACAUGUAAUAACUUCUUCACUAGUAUUCCAUUGCUAAAUAAGCUUGAGUCUCACCACAAAUUGACAGUUAAUGGGACGAUUCGUCAAAAAAAAAGGGAAAACCUGAACAAUUCACGGAAAUACGAGGAAGAGCCGAAAAGUCCAGUUUAUUCGGGCACCGAGGCAAUUGCACUCUUGUCCUUAUCCUAUGUACCGAAAAAAGGUAAAAAUGUUCUUCUUGUAUCCAGCAUGCUUGAUGAUGCAUAG
Messenger RNA from Parnassius mnemosyne (clouded apollo), 357 nucleotides. NCBI's taxonomy places the organism in Eukaryota, Metazoa, Arthropoda, Insecta, Lepidoptera, Papilionidae. The record is from the annotation of a GenBank genome assembly.